AGGGAACCACGUGGGAGGCGGAGUAGGAAGUUUACAGAGAUGGGGAAGAGGAAAGCUCGCCAGCAGCGGCAGCAGCUGAUCAGCCACUUAAGCAAGAAGCAAAAGAAGCAUCUCAAGGAUUUUGGGGAGGAGCACCCUUUUUAUGAUCGGGUUUCUAGGAAAGAAAAACCAACUCAGAUUUGUGAACUGAAUGAAAAUUCUGGGCAAUCCAGCUCAGAAAAUGAUGUGGAAAGUGAUUCAGAACAAAUCCCAGUGUAUCACAAACUACUGGCCACGUUAAAAACAUCUGUCUGUUCAGACAAUGAGGAUGAAGGAGAUGAAUCAGAAGAUAGUUCCCAAGAAGAUACUGAAGUGGAGGAGCUUGGGGAUGAGAAAGAAAUGGAAGAUGAUGACAACAAAAUAAAAGUUCCUCACCAAGAAUCAGAAACAACCCAAGUGGAAAAUAGCGAAGAGGAGCCUACAGGUUCGGAUGCUUUUCAGGAUUUACAUUGUGAAGCUGCUGAAGAGUGUACAGAUGUCCAACUUGAACUUGAGUUUGAUCUGGAAACCAAUUUUAUAGAUGAAGAGUGUGCUGCAGAUGUCAAAGAAAGAACACCUGCAAAAGUAACAGAUGAUCCAUUUAAAUGCCACAUGGAUAAAGUGCUGGAAGAAGAAGAAAUAGAUAAAAGUGUGUGCUCAAAAUUCACCAGCCAAGUUGAGUGGCCAGUACUGGGUCAAUUAGUUUUUUCUUCCAAGUUGGAGAAAUUUGGAGUGAUUAAUCCAAGUAAAGAAGUUGAUCUGGAACAUCUUCAUCUUUGCAAGCCAUUAAAGUCAACUUGGCCAAAAGUGAACAGACAAUUGCUUUCUGCUCAGACAAAAUCAAAAGACCAGCUAUUUAGCCCACUGCAAAAAGAGCUCUUCUGCAUUAUGAAUUCAUACAAGGAUUUGUUUUACCCAGGAAGGACUGCUUUAAAAAAUGGGGAAGAAUUGCGGCAUAUCUAUUGCCUCCAUGCCUUGAACCAUGUCUUGAAGGCUAAUACACAGGUGCUUGGCAACAAUGCCAAGCGACGGGAUCAAGGAGCUGGAAUGGAUGAGGAUGCUUUCAGGGAUCAAGGUCUCACUAGACCAAAGGUGCUGAUGGUGGUCCCCUUCCGAGAAUCUGCUUUACGUGUAGUCCAUAUUUUAAUUGCCCUCCUUGAAUCGGCAAGUCAAAAGAAAAUUGAUGUAAGUAAUAAAAAACGGUUUAAGGGGGAAUUUGGUUCAGACCCAGAAGAGAAGCCGCCAAAUCUGAAAAGGCCUGAAGAUUAUGAAGCCACCUUUGCUGGAAACAUUGAUGACCAUUUCAGAAUAGGUGUUGCAGUUUUUCAGAAGAGCAUGCGGUUGUAUGCCCCGUUUUACUCCUCAGACAUUAUCAUUGCGUCCCCCCUUGGCUUGAGAACUGUGAUAGGAGCUGAAGGGGAGAACAAGCGAGACUAUGAUUUCCUCUCCUCAAUAGAAAUUCUUAUAAUUGAUGAAGCUGACAUUUACCUGAUGCAAAACUGGGAACAUGUUUUGCACCUGAUUAACCACAUUAAUCUAUUACCUUUGGAAUCUCAUGGGGUGGAUUUUUCACGAGUACGAAUGUUCAGUCUGAAUAACUGGUCCAAGUAUUAUCGGCAGACACUUCUCUUCAGUGCCCUCCAUCAUCCUCAGAUCAGUUCUAUCUUCAAUAAGCAUUGCUUCAAUUACAGGGGGCAGGUUGCUGUAAGGAUUGUUCCCUUGACAGGGUCAAUUAGUCAUGUUGUAGUACAGCUUCCUCAUGUUUUUCGGAAGCUAGAAGCUGACAGCUCUGUUUCUGUAAUAGAUGCGAGGUUUAACUUUUUCAUUGACAAAGUGUUACCUGAAUACCGGGAUGCAAUCAUGACACACACACUCAUCUAUGUUCCAUCCUAUUUUGAUUAUGUGCGGAUUCGGAAUUAUUUCAAGAAGGAAGAACUCAAUUUUGCACACAUUUGUGAAUACUCCAGUAAAUCUGGCAUUUGUAGGGCAAGACAUUUAUUCCUAAGUGGAGAAAAACAAUUUCUAAUUAUCACAGAGCGAUUCCAUUUUUAUAAAAGGUAUUCCAUUAGAGGCAUCAGGAACCUUAUUUUUUAUGAACUGCCAACCUAUCCACAUUUCUAUAGUGAGAUCUGCAAUAUGGUAAAAUUAGCAGGCAUGGAGGGAGAGGCUACCUUGACUUGUACUGCAUUUUACUCCAAAUAUGAUGCCCAGAAAUUGGCUGCCGUGGUGGGUGUUGAACGGGCAGCCCAAAUGCUUCAGUCGUCCAAGAAUGUGCACCUUUUUGUCACUGGAGGAACAGAAUAAAAUAAACAAUCCAAUUCAA
This is a messenger RNA of Ahaetulla prasina, 2341 nucleotides long. RefSeq names its product UTP25 small subunit processome component (gene UTP25). Bases 40 to 2322 code for a protein of 760 amino acids. Gene Ontology annotation, molecular function: rRNA binding; U3 snoRNA binding. The transcript is spliced from 12 exons. NCBI's taxonomy places the organism in Eukaryota, Metazoa, Chordata, Lepidosauria, Squamata, Colubridae. The record is from RefSeq and is a predicted model, not a curated record. Gene Ontology annotation, biological process: maturation of SSU-rRNA from tricistronic rRNA transcript (SSU-rRNA, 5.8S rRNA, LSU-rRNA). Gene Ontology annotation, cellular component: small-subunit processome; nucleolus.